AGGUAUAUAAUCUGUAAUAUAUACACAUUUGGGAAUAUACGCAAAAUCUGAACCAAUUAUAAAAAUUCAUUUGAUGUUUACUUUUGUUUUUUAAUUCUAUAGAAGUGAUGAUUCAAAAUAUAAAUUAUAUAAAUUGUGUUGUAAAUAUCAGCAAGCAAAGCCUAUUACAAUAAUCAUGGAUGAAACAAUCGCCAAGAGGGAAGCAAGAAGAAGACGAAUUUUAGAAAAUUCCGAACGUCGUUUACAAAAAAUUACUGGAAAAAAUAACGGAAAUGAAUGCAAAGAUAUAUCAACUAAAUGUACUGCUUUAGAUGUAUACGCAAAUGUAUUAGAGUUAGAAGUAAAUGGUAUAUCUGUAAACAAAGGACUUAUUCAGGAUAAAAAUGAUACUUUAUAUUUUCAAGGUGAUAAUAUUACAAAAAACAAAGAUAAAACAAAUAUUGAAUCAUAUUUUGGUUUAAAUAAUGAAGAUUCUUUUGUAUUGAGCAAUUCGUACAAAUGUAAUGACAUAACAAAUGACAAACUUGAUUGUACAAAUAAUAUAUCCAAUUUAAAGCAUGUUGGUUAUCACAAUGAAAGUACAGAUUAUAUACAAGAGAAAAAUUCUACUAAUUACCAAAUACAACACAAUGUAUGCAAUAAAAGUAUACUAUCCUCUAAUUUAUUAUGUAAUCACAUAAGUUAUAUUGUGUUAGCAGCUAUAGUUAACAUUCUAUUAUUAUUUAAAAUGGAUCAUCUGUUUGGAAAGUAUAUUAUUAUACCCUAUUUUAUUAUGAUGCUUGGACGUUUAUGUGCCCGUAAUAACAUUCAAGAACCACAACAUGGAAGUCCUUUAAUUGCUGCUUUGAUAUUGUGUAAUAUUAAGCCUGUGCUAACUUAUCGACUUACAAGGGCAAUAAGCAUUCUUACCUCAAUAAUCACAGAUUUAGCAUUAUAUAUUUUCAGCUUUACUUUAAUCUAUUGUGCAAUUACAUAUUAUUUACAAGAUUUCAAUAUUUUAAUUGCAUCAAGUAUGUAAAAACGUAAUAUAGAAAGAUAAUGUUUUAUUGAAAAUUAUUAGCAAAUAACUAUGUAUAAGAAAAGAAAGAGUAAAUUGUUUUAUAGCAUAUAAUGUAUCCAUACACAGCACACACAUAUUAGGUAUGAUUUUGAAUAAAAUUAUUAUUCUCUUAUUAAAUAAAUACAUAAAUACAAAAUAACAA
Molecule: messenger RNA, 1202 nt
Organism: Vespula pensylvanica (western yellowjacket)
Lineage: Eukaryota; Metazoa; Arthropoda; Insecta; Hymenoptera; Vespidae
Exons: 4
Coding region: 176-1018 (280 amino acids)
Biological process (GO): tail-anchored membrane protein insertion into ER membrane
Cellular component (GO): GET complex
Source: RefSeq, a predicted model, not a curated record